Parascedosporium putredinis is the source of this 1791-nucleotide messenger RNA. Lineage: Eukaryota; Fungi; Ascomycota; Sordariomycetes; Microascales; Microascaceae. The record is from the annotation of a GenBank genome assembly.
AUGAGCGAAAGAGAACCCUGGCAGCGUAAUUACGACGAGGAGGCGGCCGAAGAAGAGGUUGAUGAGGCUGCAGAUCGGGACAGCCCCCUCAUAGCGGCCUUGAAAUGCGCCUAUCACCUGAUGCAGCAGCGCAUCAUAUCUAACCCCAAGGACAUGAUGGGUGUCUUGCUAUUUGGUACUGAGAAGGCCAAAUUCCAGAAUGAAGGGGAUGAUAAGCACGCGCCGGUCUACCCUCACUGCUAUCUAUUCACUGAUUUAGACAUCCCGUCUGCUGAAGAUGUCAAGUCCUUGAAGUCACUUGUCGAGGACGACAAUGACGAGGACAACAUUCUUGUUCCGAGCAAAGAUCCGGCUGCCAUGGCCAAUGUUCUCUUCUGCGCUAAUCAGAUCUUCACCACCAAAGCCGCCAAUUUUGGGAGUCGGAGGCUCUUCGUCCUAACUGAUAAUGAUAAUCCCCAUUCGGCCGACAAGCAGGCCAAAUCUGCUGCGGCUGUGAGGGCCAAGGAUCUGUAUGACUUGGGUGUGGUCAUAGAGCUGUUUCCAAUUACACGUGAAGAACGAGAUUUCGAUAUGGGCAAGUUCUAUGAUGAUAUCAUGUAUAGGGACUCCGCCGCCGAAGCGAACAUGUCGGACGUCCUCACUUCAAAAUCUGGUGGUGGCUUGAGCCUCCUGAACUCGCUGAUCGCAAACAUCAAUUCGAAGCAGACCGCGAAGCGAGCGCUCUUUUCGGGGGUUGCUUUCGAGAUUGCGCCGGGCCUGACGAUAUCGGUCAAAGGGUACAAUGUAAUGAACCGCCAGAAGGAGGAGCGCAGCUGCUACAUCUGGCUAGAUGGCGAAACUCCUCAGCUAGUAACUGGAGAGACGACCAAAGUGUCCGAAGAUACCGCCAGGACAGCGUACAAGUUUGGCGGCGAGUACGUCUACUUCACUCCGGAGGAGCAAAAGUCUCUCAAAGACUUUGGCCCCAGCACCAUCCGCAUCCUCGGGUUCAAACCUCAGUCUAGCCUCCCGUUCUGGGCUAGCGUGCACAAGUCAUCCUUCAUAUUCCCUAGCGAAGAGCACUACGUAGGCUCUACCCGCGUCUUCACAGCCCUGUGGAAGAAGCUGUUGGCCGAUGACAAGAUGGCGAUCGCGUGGGCCAUCACCCGGUCCAACGCCAAACCGACCCUCGUGGCCAUUAUACCCUCACGGGGCCGAUCAGAAGAAGACUCUGGUCCCCAAUCCCUUCCAGCCGGCCUUUGGCUCUAUCCCCUGCCCUUUGUCGACGACAUCCGGAACCCGCCAGAUAUGCCCGAUCCCGUCCAGGCUUCGGAUGCGCUGGUGGAUAAGAUGCAAAUCAUCGCCGAAAACUUGUGGCUUCCCAACAGGGCGUACAACCCGUCCAAAUACCCCAAUCCCCAAUUACAAUGGCACUACAAGAUUUUACAGGCCUUGGCCCUCCAAGAAGAGGUCCCCGAGACGCCCGAGGAUCUUACCGUGCCCAAGUACAACGCGAUUGCGAAGCGAGUGGGCGGUCAUAUCCGAGACUGGCAAGCGCUCGUGGAUGAAGAGCUUUCCCAUGUGCGGAAACAGGGCUCCUUGAAGCGUGAGGCUGGGGAUGAGGAGGGUGGAAAGCCGAAGAAGCGCACCAAGGCCGAGAGCAAGCCAGCAGGCUCCGGGCUGAGUGAUGCGCAAAUCAAGGCGGCCAAUGACUCUGGCGGUCUAUCCAAGAUGACGGUUGCGGAGCUCAAGGAUGUCCUUGCCUGCAGGGAUCUGGUUGAGAGAUUGGAGGAGUGGGCCGAUAGGAGCUGA